Yarrowia lipolytica CLIB122 is the source of this 1287-nucleotide messenger RNA. RefSeq lists its product as uncharacterized. NCBI's taxonomy places the organism in Eukaryota, Fungi, Ascomycota, Dipodascomycetes, Dipodascales. The record is from RefSeq and is a predicted model, not a curated record. Gene Ontology annotation, molecular function: hydrolase activity, acting on carbon-nitrogen (but not peptide) bonds, in linear amidines.
AUGGACGGAACAGUUCAGGCACAGACAUACUUGCAGGCUCAAACCAACGGCCAGCGAUACUGGGACUCGAUCCACGAGUCGUGUCAAUGGGGCGCCACCGACGACGGCGGAAUGAACCGGCUCACUCUCAAUGAUGACGACAAACAGGUGCGUCUGUGGUUCAUUGCCGAAGCCGAAGCUCUGGGCUGCAAAGUGACUGUGGACUCCAUGGGCAACAUUUUCGCGGUUCGACCUGGAAAGAAUAACGACAUUCCGCCUAUUGGAAUGGGCUCGCAUCUCGACACGCAGCCUCGAGGCGGCCGAUACGACGGAAUUGCCGGUGUCAUUGCCGGUCUCGAGGUGAUCCGAGCUCUCCACGAAGCCGAUCAUACCACCUAUGCACCCAUUGCUGUCAUUGAUUGGACCAACGAGGAAGGCGCCCGGUUCCCCAAGGCCAUGGUUUCCUCGGGUGUGUGGGCCGGAAAGAUCCCCCAAGAACACGCCUAUGAUCUGCGAGACGUCAACGAACCCGAUACCAAAUUUGUGACCGAGUUGGAACGAAUCGGAUUCAAGGGAACCACCCCCGCCAGCUACAAAGAUCUGCCCCUCUCUGCCCAUUUCGAACUUCAUAUCGAACAGGGUCCCAUUCUGGAAGCAGAAGAGAAGGAUGUGGGAAUCGUCACAGGUAUCCAGGGCAUGCGGUGGUACGACGCAGAGGUGAUUGGACGAGAGGCCCACACCGGAACAACCCCCAUGAACCGACGAUGUGACGCUUUGGUGGCAGCUGCUGCCAUGAUCCAGGCAAUUGAAGAGACGGCCGUUUCUCUGGGAGGUCUGGGAACCGUGGGAAUCAUCAACUCACUGCCCCAGUCCACAAACACCAUUCCCGGAGAAGUCAACUUCUCUAUCGAUCUCAGACACACGGACGAGAGCAAGGUGGACGAGCUGGAAAAGGCCGUCUUUGAUAAGCUGGAGGAGAUUGCCAAAAAGCGAGACGUGACCUUCACACACUCCAUGAAAUGGACCUCUCCUGCCCUGCACUUUGAUCCCGAGUGUCAGAAGGCCCUCGAGCUGUCGGCCAAGCACGAAAAGAUGUCCUACCGACGUCUUCAAUCCGGUGCAGGACACGACUCGGGCUACACCUCUUAUGUGUGUCCCACAGCAAUGCUUUUCAUUCCCUGCAGAGACGGUAUUUCCCACAAUCCCGCCGAGUACUCCACUCAGGAGCAGUGCUCCAAGGGCGCCUCAGUGCUGCUCGGCGGUAUUCUCAGAUACGACGAUAUGCUUGCAGAGAAGAAUGGUAAAUAA